Messenger RNA from Harpegnathos saltator (Jerdon's jumping ant), 2445 nucleotides. It is a transcript of the gene olf186-M, whose product is annotated as Ki-ras-induced actin-interacting protein-IP3R-interacting domain olf186-M. The record is from RefSeq and is a predicted model, not a curated record. Lineage: Eukaryota; Metazoa; Arthropoda; Insecta; Hymenoptera; Formicidae. The transcript is spliced from 6 exons. Bases 274 to 2139 code for a protein of 621 amino acids. Gene Ontology annotation, molecular function: signaling receptor binding.
CGGAUUGUCAGGGCCACCGAUAAGUGGUCGCGCGCGCAUCUGUCUCAGCAGUUUCAAUCAGUCUGCGAGCACAAAUCAUUUAUUGGCGUUGGACGACAACAAUCGCGCGAACAUGCGUUUCGUGCCGCUUUGAUUGCCGAGUAGAGACAGCACGUAAUUCGUGUCGACAGUCCGUCCGCAAUUGAAGAACGAGAAUAUGGAUCCAGGUAUUUAGAGAAUGUAGGCAAAGAGACUAUCUUGAAAGUAACAGACUGGUUACGUGGAAUCUGGGAAAUGAGGCGACGUACUGGGCCAGUUCAACAAUGGAUUGACUCAAUACCAUUGCCUACAAAGUCAGAUGUUAUUGUUGCAAGCGAGUGUGAAGAAUAUAUGCAAAGUAAACCACUAACACCAACAGAGCCUAAAGAUAUUCUAUUGACAAAGGAAUCGAGGCCUCCAAGUAUGACUGUAUCGGCACCUAUUAAUGUUCCUAAUUCACCAGCAAUGAAUACACCUAUACUACCAAGUUCUUUACCACAUAGACUGGCUCGAGAUGCAAGUUUUCAAUCAGAUAGCAGUCACUGCAGCAGCGUCGAGAGCCUAUUAGAAUUACGAAAGGCAGAUCCAACAGCGAUUUUGCUCGAUCUCGGUUUCGGCGGUUGCUCAACCAGUCCGCAAGAAAAUGGUCCAUUUUCUCGCAUUCCUAAGAGGUUCCUACAGCCAUCGUCUUUAAAAGGCAUCGCCAUCGAUGAUUUUGUUAAGCAGCAACAACAGACCAGCGAGUCUUUUGACUCAGUAUCCUUAGGAUAUAGGGGCCUAACGGGAUCGCCGUAUGUAGCCCCGUCGGAAAUUGUACAAAAAAUCAUGGAACGUUUGCGAGAACAUGACAGUCAUGAGGUGGAUACCAGUGCGUACAAUCACUGCGAGCAGUACAGCCCGUCACAUCAGAACGGGAGAUUAUCCGUUCUGUCUCCCGACAACAGGCAGUUCUUGGAACAGCCACGUUCCAAAAGUCCUGACAUGCGUAAUAAGCGUAUGAUUAUAGGCCAAAAGUCGUUCGCCUUUGGAUGCGAUGGUAAUUUGAUCGAAAUAUCUGCCAAUGAUGUGAAACAUACGUCCAUUGACACGGUAGCUAAUUGUAAUGCUACGUCGAAUGUUGAUGAGUCUAUAGAAUCAAAACAAUCAUUUUCGGCAGAAAGGGUAACGUUUGAGCAUUCGUAUUUUUCGGAUAAUGAUGACAAUUUGGCGAAACAGUCAUCGUUUGACGAUACUGUUGUAUUUCCUGUACCUGAUCUAUUUAAAAGAGAUCAGGCAUCUUCGUCAAGCAAUUUGGACGUUGCUCAAAGUGGCGCAAAAAUAGACUGCAACGAGUGGGAGUACAAUAUAGCAGAGACACCUUCUAGAUAUGGAAACUAUGAGUUUCCGCGACACUGUCCUGACAUUCGAAGGUCCAGCGAGGGUGCAUGCGACACCAAAGUUUUGGAGGACAAAAUGUUUGACGAAGGACGUAGAUUUAGCGAUGGCGCGGUGCACGUUGCGGAUAGCCGACGCAAUGAAUGCACGUUACUGCAAAAGAGAAAGAGUCUCAAGAGACAAUCUAGAGUGUACGAUACAAUGGCGAUGCAAUAUUGCGACCUAAGUCCUAUUAAGUCUAGCGUAGCGGAUGCAAUACUCGAAUCUAACGUAGACAGUGAGGAAGUAUCGCAUGACAUAACUGAUAUUAGCAUACACCAAUUAAAUGCACCAAAGUCGUUCCAGUUGACUGAAAAUAAAGACGACACAGAAUUAGAGACGGAAGCGGAAUCUUGCUUGGGUAGUCCUAGUUACGCGUCUUCGCCAGGGGAGAGUUGUGAAUCCAUCGAUCAGAUAAGACAUCUUAAAAUUAUGGAAGAAGAUUCGGAAUCGAGCGAUCAUUCUUGUGUAAAGGACGCUCAGGUUUGCUAUUACAAAGAUAAGGUAUGUAACAGUUGCAAGCACGGUAGGAAUUGUUUGGAUUGCUGCUGCCAUGUGGAAAAGAGGAAAUAUUUGAAAAAAAUGGAGAAGAUUAUGCAAGAAAAUAAGAAAUUGGAGAACAUGCUGGCAAGAAAUAGAAGGGAAGUGGCGGAAAUUCGUGAUAUAUUGAGCAAUGUUUGGUCGGUUAGAAUGGAACCGGGAUUUUAGAUGAUUUAGUAAGAAGUUAAAUAUGCUCAUUUUGGUAAUUAAUAACGGUUAACUAAAAUCGUGAUAUAGGUGAAUAUACAUAUGUUAGGAGGAGAUAAUGAAUACCUUUAUAGAAAUUUAAAACUUUCUAUUUGAUAUUUUGAACUCAAUAUUCUUCUAUUUCAGAAGUCGAAUAUUUUCGAAGCUCAUAUUUUUUGUAAAAUACACUACCUAUUAUAACAAAAAAAAUAUUUCUACAAAUUGUACGAGAAUAAUCAAUCUCUUUUAGAGUCUAUAUUUUUUAGUUAAAAUAUAAAGAGUAGACGU